Messenger RNA from Eimeria acervulina, 4098 nucleotides. RefSeq lists its product as hypothetical. Bases 1 to 4098 code for a protein of 1365 amino acids. Gene Ontology annotation, cellular component: nucleus. The transcript has 2 exons. Gene Ontology annotation, molecular function: transcription cis-regulatory region binding. The record is from RefSeq and is a predicted model, not a curated record. Gene Ontology annotation, biological process: regulation of transcription by RNA polymerase II. NCBI's taxonomy places the organism in Eukaryota, Apicomplexa, Conoidasida, Eucoccidiorida, Eimeriidae.
AUGAAGUCUUACUUUCCGGUGUAUAAACACGGGUUUCUAGAGGCGAGGCAUUUAGCUAUCUUACAGCGCAUCUCUCAGGUUGCACUUAAAGGCAGAGCAGCUGCUGCUGAGCCUGACGCUUCUUCAGCAGCAGCAGCAGCAGCUGCUGCCGCUGCUGCUGCUGCACCUGCUGCUGCUGCAGCUUCUGUUGCUGGAGGUUUGGAAUUUGAUACGCUGCUCCAGCCCCUCGCGAACUCAAGGGAGUCUGCUGCACGUCCAAGCAGCAGCAAAGACCUGUGGGGAGAUGGUCCUGCUGCUUCGCAUGCAGCAACAGCAACAGCUGCAGCACAGGCAGCAGCAGCUGCAGCUACACCAGCAGCAAGACAUCCGGAAAUAGAGGGGCAGCGCGGUGGUGUCUCUUCAGUUGAAACCUUUGCACACAGACCGGGGGGACGUGCGGCUAGGCAGGAGACAGAAGAGCAGCAGCAACAGCAGCAGCAACAGCAGCAGCAACAGCAACAGCAGCAGCAGCAGCAGCGAACAGCACAACAACUUCUCUCGGAUUGCGUAGGCAGCAAGGCACUCCUUCAAGGCCAGGAGUCUCUCGACAGUCAGACGGAUAUCAACUUCAGUGAGCGCAUAACAGCAGCAGCAGCAAAGGCAGCAGCAGCAGCAGCAGCAGCCCAGGAAGCAGUAGCAGCAGGGGCAGGUGUAGCAGCUCAGGCAGCAGUAGCAGCAGCAGCAGCAGCACAUGCAGCAGAGGCAGCAGCAGGCGCCAUCCGUCGCUUUCUUCGUUUUUCUUCCAAUGCGUUGAAGGCGUUGGCGUUGGACGCAUCUUCGCGCAGCUCUGUCUUCGCGCUGUCUCCUUCUCUGAGUAUCUCUGCAUCACCGCAGGCAGCAGAGGGCUUUUCUUCUGUGGAUGCUGCUGCUUCUGCUGCUGCUGCUGCUGCUGCUGCUGCUUCUGGUGGUGGUGGUGGUUCUGGUGGUGCUGCUGCUAGUGCUUUGUCUUUGCCUCCCGGCUUGCUGCGAGGGAGACAAAAUAGCAGCAGAGAAGAGUGGAGUUGCUUGCUGCAGCAGCAGCAGCAGCAGCACGGAGACAGCAGCGCUGCUGCUCUCUUUUCUCGUUUCCUUGGCUAUGUAGCAGAGGACCUCAGGCCGUGGGAGAGGGGCAUCAUAUGGAUAAACAGCAGCAGCUGCAGCAACCGCUGCAGCACCAGCAGCAACACCAGCUGCUGCUGUUGCUGCAGCGGCAGCUGGCUCGUAAUGCAGCCCAGAAGAGGUCGCAGCGGAAGACAGAUGGAGACGGUUGUCUCCGUUGAUAUAUCAGAGACGUUGGAGGAGACAGUACAGGUGACUCUCAGCUGCUGGCAGGCGCAGAAGCAGGAAAAGACGAACGUCGCAGCUAACCGCAGCAGCAGCAGCAGCAACAGCAGCAAGGUGGGGGAUGUGGCGCUGGAGCUGUUUAAGCAGGUGAAGGACCGCCUCUGGCAAAAGAGAGGACGAGAGAAACAGACAGCAGAUGCAAUGUCAAGAAAAACAAAGUCUGCUGCUGCUGAUUGCAAGCAGCAGCAGAAGCAGCAGCAACAGCAGCAAGAGCAACAGGGACCGCUGCAGGGAGACGCGUCUUUGAGGCUGUUGAAGCUGGAAGGAGACGCAGAUAAUGAGGCAGAGGCAGAUGGAGAGGGAUUGUUGUCUCCUAACGUCACAGCAGCAGCAGCAGCAACAGGAGCGGAUGGAGAUGGAGCAGCAGCUGCAGCAGCAGCAGCAGCAGCAUUAGCAGCAGCAGAGGCUGUCAUGUUGGCUGUACGUGCAGCAUAUCUUCGCGCUGUUGAUUUGUUAGGUAGGCCGUCGAUGCCUCUACGAGAAGAUGUCCUCUCUAAAGAAGAAGAGGGAGGCACUUCUUCGUUGCUGCAGAAGCAGCAGCAGCAGCAGCAGCGAGAGGGGGACCCGCUGCUGCAUCCUGGGACGCUUGGCUUGCGGCCUCUGCUGCAGCAGCAGCAGGAAGAAGAAAGAGAAGCUGCAGCAGCUUCUGCUGAUAUGGAGAGUCAACGCGGCUGCCGCACAUCAGCAGGUCGCAGCAGCCGCAGCAAGUCGAGGGAAGACAGCAGCAGCAACAGCAGCAGCAACAGCAACAGCAAUAGCAAUAGCAACAGCAGCAACGGAAACAGCAGCAACAGUAGCAGCCCCAACAACCUGCAACUCCUCCUUCGUAGCAACAGCAGCCCGAGCAGCAUGAACAACAUCAGCAGCAGCAGCAACAGCAACAGCCUGAGCAGCAGCCUCAGGAGCAACAGCAUCAGCAUCAGCAGCAGCAUCAGCAGCAGCAUCAGCAGCAGCCCAACUAGCAGCAGCACCACCAUCACGAACAGCAGCAGCAUGACAAGCACAACGACCACAACGAGCAGCAGCAACGGCGGUAGCAGCAGCAGCACGACAACAAGCAGCAGCAGCAGCAGCAGCAGCAGCAGCAGCAGCAACAGGAGCAGGAGUCGGAGCAGCAGACGCAGCAGCAUGCGUCGUCGGUGUGGGGGGGCUGUAAGCAGCAGUGCUAGCUGGAGCAAGUCAGUGCUGACUCGCUUAGCUGUAUCUCUAAAGCCCUGGCCUCGGGGUGUCAGCUGGGCUUCCUCUAGUUGUCGCUGGUUUGCUGUUGUUCGUCUGUCUUCGGGAUGCCGCUUAGCUAAGACCUUUCAUCCUAAUACAAAGGGAGGAGUUGAAGGUGCUUAUAAAUUAGCUUGUGCAUUCUUAUUAAACUUUAGACAAAAUAUCAACACUGAAGACAUACAUCUACAUAAUAAUAAAGACAUCAUGCAGCAUACUCUCAUGCAUAAACUCAAAUGCUGCACUACACCACAUUCUAAUGCACCUGUACACCAAGUGCAGCAAAAACAGCAGCAGCAGCAGCAGCAGCAGCAGCAGGAGCAGGAGAGAAUGCAACAGCAUUUGCAGCUACAUAGACAAAUACAGAUCCUGCAGCAGCAACAAAGACAGACGCAACAGCAGUUGCAUUCACAUCAACAAAUCAUGCAGCAGCAGAUCCGCAGCCAGCAGCAACAGCAGCAGCUGCAGGAGACUGCUGCUUCGGAGGCAGGUGGUGGUGCUGCUGCUGUUGCUGCUGUUGCUGCUGCCGGGGUGGAGACAGCUGACCAGCGGGAGACUGCAGCAGCACGAGAAGCAGCAGAUGCGCUGCUGCCUGCUUCCUCAGCCUGCAGCAACUUGUUAGUUGCCUUGGAGGAGCUGCACAGCAGCAGCAGCAGCAGCAACAACAGCAGCAACAGCAGCAGCAGCAGCAGCAGCAGCAGCAGCUUUAGUUCAGCAUUGGCUUCCAGAGGGAGAGAAGACCUCGAAGAUGAGCUGGAAAUGCAGUGGAGGAGAAGAGACAGAGAAAUUGAAAGACAAACUCGCAGCAGCAGCAGCAGCAGCAGCAAACAAGACCUUGAACGACAGCCGCUGCUGCAGGCUAACAACGACUUAGGGGAGGCGGUGCUCUCUCUGAAGCUUCAAGGGUUAAGUGCAGCAGCAGCAGCUGCAGCUGCUGCUGCUGCUGCUGAUAAUGCUGCUGCUGCAGGCAAAGCGAGCAACGGACAUUCUUUGCAAGGAGAAGAGAGACAGACAGCAGCAGCAGAGGAGACAGCAGCAGAGGAGACAGUUAAGACUGCUGAUGUUUUUUCUUGCAAAGGAAGCACAAACAAAAACAGAGACGAAGAGGGGCUUAGGGUUAAUGUCUUAUCUUUGCUGCAAGCAAACAAAGAUGCAGCAACAAACGAAUUGCUGCUGCAGCUGCAGCAGCUGCAGCAGCAGCAGCUGCUGCAGCAACAGCAGCACCAGCAACAACAGCAGCAUCAACAGCAGCACCAGCAACAACAGCAGCAACAGCAACAGCAGCACCAGCAACAACAGCAGCAACAGCAGCAGCUGCUGCUGCAGCAGGAGGAGGAGUGCAGGGGAAGCAAAGGGACAGCAGCAAAGGGCGUUGGAGGUUUAUUAACGAGAAUAAACUUUGACUUUAUUGAUGGGGUCGCGGAGACACCCGAGAGGAGACAGACAUCUGAGGAAGAGACAGACACACGAAGAAGCAGCAGAGAUAAGGGGGUGAGGCAGCAAAUAUAUAAAAUCAAAUAA